Messenger RNA from Hansenula anomala, 1332 nucleotides. RefSeq lists its product as uncharacterized. The transcript has a single exon. Lineage: Eukaryota; Fungi; Ascomycota; Saccharomycetes; Phaffomycetales; Wickerhamomycetaceae. The record is from RefSeq and is a predicted model, not a curated record. The coding region runs from base 1 to 1332 and encodes 443 amino acids.
AUGAGUGAUACAUGCUCCCCCAGUAGCAGUUCAGAAUUAACAAGUCCACCCCAAGUCACUCCUGUUUCACUAAAUGAGGCUCCUCAAGCUUCUCGUCAAGAAAAAUCAAGUUCAAAAUCAAACCAAGGCUCCAUAUACAUCACAGCAAACUCAAGCUCACAUUUAAACAGUGAAAUUUCCUAUCUUCGUGACUCGAAUGCAACAUCUGAGCUUCCCAGUCAAACAACAGCGCACCCAGCUUCACAAUAUGUCACAGCAAGAUCAAACUACUCUUUUUUCAGCAACCAGCAAGGGCUAGCUGCUUCAGCCCAACCUUCUACCAAUGAGUCUGUGGACUACAGAGUUAAACCUCUUUGUGACCAGAAUGAAGAAGCGUAUGACAACUUGCAUGAAUUGCCAGAUUCAGUCCAUUUAGAUCAACUUUUACAUACACCACCUUACGUUCCAAAUGCUCCAAUACACUCAACUUUAGGGAGACCCUCGCUAAGACAAACUAUCAUAUCAAGGCAAUCAAGCAGGCUACUACCUACAAGUGAUAGAUUGGUUGAUUAUAUGGAGGAACAAAUAGUUAGAUGGAGAGCUCCUGGAUCUUCAUUUCGAGCAGAUGAUAUACUAAGUGGUAAACAUCCCUUUCAACAAAGCAGUCUACCAAAUCAUGAAACUUCAAAUGACAUAAAUCUGCAAUAUCCAUCAGCUGCUAUAAUUGAAACAACAGGGAACAAUUCAACAGAUAGUAUGGUUAAUAGCAUCGCUAGAUCACCUUUUGUUAAUCCUGAACAAUCCACAAUUCAGCGAAAUGAUAGACUCAGGGCUACUUUUAGAGAAUACAACGGCAGUACAUCUGUGAAAGGAACAGAAGACACAAAUCUUAAUGAUGAGGAGGAGGAGACUGAAGAUGAUGAUAAUUGUUCUAUCCAAGAAAGCUUAAAUUUCCAUACAACAAUGCAGCCAGUUUCCGGAUCGGUGUCUUCUUCAAUGAUGCUAAAUCUUAGAGAAAUGAAUAAUGGAACUGGUGCUCAUACCCCAAAGUUGACACCGGAUGUUGUGACCACUAGUAGUCAGACAGCGCAGACUGUGGAAGCUCGACCAUUGGAUAAUUCAGAUGUCGAGCUGUUAGUGAAGAACCAACCAGAACAUAUAUUUACCCAACUUGUUUUCAAUCAACAAGAAACUGAGAAUGCAUUAAAUAGUCAUUACUUGCAGGAUGAAAAUUCUGAAUUAAGUUGUUGGUCUGCGACGGUGGAAGCUUGGUGUGAAAUAUGGCUGGAAUGUGUCAAUUGUUUUGCGUGCAAUUUUGAGCCUGCAGACCCUUAUCGCAUAUAUGAACAAUAG